AUGUCUUUCGAUUCGACCUCUUUACCACUCAGUACCGCAGAUCCAAAUGCCCGCGUCUUCAGCUCCUCAUGUUUCGACUUCCUUCUUAUAGAAUUGGUGCCUAUGGCCGAACGUAUGGCCAAGGAAUUUGUGGCCGAAGGGAAAGAGAUCGAAGACGAGGAAGUCAGAGAGACGACGUUUUUUCGUCUAGAGUCUCUGGGUUAUCGCGUCGGACAAGGCCUUGCGGAGCGCUUCGCCCGAGACCGCCCUCGCUUUACCGACAACCUGGACGUGAUCAAGUUUCUCUGCAAGGAUCUGUGGACGGUCUUGUUCAAAAAACAGGUGGAUAAUUUGAAAACAAACCACCGGGGUGUAUAUGUUUUGACCGAUAGCGCGUUUCGGCCAUUCGGCAGGAUGAGCAUGGCAGUUCGGAGCGAAGCAAUAUCCAUGGCACAAGCAGUAAGCAACGGGUUAUCGACCAUUGAAUGGGACAUUCGGGCUUACGGAUUGACACAGUACCUCUGGUUUCCCUGCGGUAUCAUCCGGGGUGCGUUAGCAAAUUUGGGCAUCAACACGACGGUGCAGGCCGAGACCUCGGAUUUACCAGGGGCAACUUUCCAGAUCAAAACGCUUCAACCUCGGCCUUGA
Penicillium bovifimosum is the source of this 627-nucleotide messenger RNA. Its product is annotated as trafficking protein particle complex subunit. The transcript has 3 exons. Bases 1 to 627 code for a protein of 208 amino acids. Gene Ontology annotation, biological process: endoplasmic reticulum to Golgi vesicle-mediated transport; regulation of GTPase activity. The record is from RefSeq and is a predicted model, not a curated record. Lineage: Eukaryota; Fungi; Ascomycota; Eurotiomycetes; Eurotiales; Aspergillaceae. Gene Ontology annotation, cellular component: trans-Golgi network; TRAPP complex; cis-Golgi network.